AUGGACUUGCAAGAUUCGAGCUCGAGCAAGAUGGCGCCUAACAGCGAGAAGGCUGUCCCUCCAUCAACUCCAAAAAAUGGCAAGCACUCUCGAUCUGUCGACUUCGACUUAAGUCCGCCCCCGGCACCUAAGAAAAUUCGUCACAGAGCCAGAAUUCCAACAAAGGCGAUCUUCUGCUGCAACAAUGUCGAUCAAAUCAUGGUCGACAACGACGUAUUCGCGGAAUUCAAGCAGGGUGCAGCGAAGGGAAUCUCCAUGGCAGAAAAUUGGGCGCUGAUCGUGGCUCACUCUAUUGACCACCUAAUCGAAGUAGUCCCUUCUCUUGAGCUUCACUUACCAAGGCUCGAGGCCCGCUAUUUUGUCUGCAUGAGUUCUACGAAUAAGUACAGAGAGGUCAGCCGUGAUGGCUUCGAGUACUUCAAGGAGAGCAAACGGGUCGACCUCGUCAUUAGUUCUUGGUAUAAUUGCGAGGAGCAUCGUCAUGGCUACAACCUGUCAAAAUUUGAACGCACGGAGAUUGAAGGGGUUGGAUUGAAGAAGGCGGAGCUGUCACCGCAGCAAUUCUCGCAGGACAAGAGACAGAUCAUGGUUAGAAAGUUUAGUCAGGGGAGACAGGGGGAGAUUGAAGAGUUUGAGAGGAAGUUGAAGAACGCGAAGGAGGAAGACCUCGACGAAGUCUCCAAGAGGGUCACAUUUGGCAGAAAGGAAGAGGUUAACGAGGUUGCGAGAAGGUUAAGUUCUAGCAAGAUAAGCAAAGGAGAAGAUGUGGACUUGCAUCUGGCACGCAUUAACAUGUACUACUCGGAGUCUUGA
This is a messenger RNA of Hyaloscypha bicolor E, 813 nucleotides long. RefSeq lists its product as uncharacterized. The coding region runs from base 1 to 813 and encodes 270 amino acids. Lineage: Eukaryota; Fungi; Ascomycota; Leotiomycetes; Helotiales; Hyaloscyphaceae. The transcript has 2 exons. The record is from RefSeq and is a predicted model, not a curated record.